AUGUCUCGCGGGAGCCUGGCAGCGGUGGGUGAUGGGCCUGGAAACAGUGCCGCCGCAGUGGAAGAUGAGCCUAUCUGUGUGCCCCCUAGGAAGAUGCUGAUGAAGCAGCAGGACCGCCUGGAGGAGCGGGAGCAAGACAUCGAGGAGCAGCUCUACAAGCUGGAAUCGGACAAGCGGCUGGUGGAGGAGAAGGUGAGCCAGCUGAAGGACGAGGUGCGCCUGCAGUACGAGAAGAUGCACCAGAUCUUGGACGAGGACUUGCGGAAGACCAUGGAGAUCCUGGACAAGGCCCAGGCCAAGUUCUGCAACGAGAACGCGGCCCAGGUCCUCCACCUCAAUGAGCGAAUGCAGGAGGCCAAGAAGCUCCUCAGCUCUGUGCAGGUCAUGUUCGACAAAACCGAGGACAUCAACUUCAUGAAGAACACCAAGUCUGUGAAAAUCCUGAUGGACAGGACCCAAAACUGUACAGGUGGCAGCCUGCCCCCACCCAAAAUUGGCCACCUCAACUCCAAGCUCUUCCUGAACGAGAUCGCCAAGAAGGAGAAGCAGCUCAGGAAGUUGCUGGAAGGUCCUCUGAGCACCCCCGUCCCCUUCCUGCAGAGCAUCCCCAUGUACCCCUGCACCGUCAGCAACUCCGGCGCGGAGAAGGGCCGGCUGCCACAAGCCAUGGUGCCUUGUAGCUCCACGCAGCACAUAGUCGGACUUCCCAGCGGCCCGCAGCCGGUGCACUCGGGCUCCGUCUUCAACCCAUCUCACUACCCCAACACCACCUCAUCUCAGCAGUCCGUGCUCUCCCAGUACGGCGGGCGCAAAAUCCUGGUCUGCUCCGUGGACAACUGUUACUGUUCCUCCGUGUCCAACCACAGCGGGCACCAGCCCUACCCGCGGUCGGGGCACUUCCCC
Messenger RNA from Mesitornis unicolor (brown roatelo), 903 nucleotides. Its product is annotated as probable E3 ubiquitin-protein ligase TRIM8. The record is from RefSeq and is a predicted model, not a curated record. The transcript has 7 exons. Lineage: Eukaryota; Metazoa; Chordata; Aves; Mesitornithiformes; Mesitornithidae. The annotation marks the transcript as partial.